AUGGCUUUGCAAGGUUCCUUUGUUUCUGCUGAAACCAAGGAAAUGUUGCAGCCCCAGGAUGUUCACUCAUUCGGAGAUGCUAACAAAGUGAGAAAGAACAUUUCCUGGCAAUGUCAGACCUCCUGUGAGAUCACCAGUAGCGCGCAGGACCCACUAACGUGCAGAAUUGUUCCUCCAGGUGUGGAUGGCAAGAGAAACGCAAAUGCCGCAGACGCUAAGGAUUUCCAGAAGUACUGCAUAGAAGGUGCCAUGGUGGUCUUGGGCUCCGUGCUGCUUGGCAUGGUCUUGUGUUGCAUGGUCCGUCUGUGGAGGAAGAGAAGACACUCUCUUUCCAGUCAUCAGAGCAGCCUCUCCCCUUCCUCAGGGCUGUCUUCAAGCACAUCACAUGCAGAAGAACUGAAAGGAGCCUUAUCUCAGGGAAGAAGGACUGCCAGCCCUCUCUCUUGUGGUCUGAUCAGCUUACAGCUAAGGCACUGUAUUGUGCUGGAUUCAAACCGGGAACUCCUUUAUCCUCCUGUGGUCCUGUCCUACAUCUGCACACCAGUGUUGAGAACACAACUUUGCUCCAGCCCUCAAGAACCUUUUCAACUGCUUCAACCUCAGCCCCUAGCACCACCUCUUUGGUUGUCAGCAUGGCAAGCAGUACGAACGCUGCAAACAGCCUUGGCCUGAGUGUUACCAGUGUGUCUCUAGCAGCUGCUACCACAGGGUCAGCUCCCUUGGUGUCUUCAGGUUUGCAAUAUUAACUGGCAGAGGAGUUCUUUUUUUUUCUAAAAAUUGAGUAAAUUGAUAAAUAGAAAUGAAUGGUGUUGUAGAUAUUUCUUGUUAGUAAGAGUUGUCUCUGUACUUCAGGGUUUUUUUCAUUAAAAGGUA
Molecule: messenger RNA, 873 nt
Organism: Harpia harpyja (harpy eagle)
Lineage: Eukaryota; Metazoa; Chordata; Aves; Accipitriformes; Accipitridae
Exons: 5
Coding region: 1-672 (223 amino acids)
Source: RefSeq, a predicted model, not a curated record